AAACACUCCUAUUGCAGGCCUAUAACUUAUUUGUUCUCAGCGGUGCAUUUGUUCUCCUUGCCCGACUUGAAGGGUUGCUGAAAGGUUAAAAAUGUCAAACCUUACUUGGUUAAUAAUAAACGUCCUUAUUUUAGGUGCCUCAGGACUUGAAACAUGUCGCUUCGCCUCCUCCGCCUCCCCGGCUAGUAUGCCGACACACAACUCUGACAUGGCGCUUUUCCUUACGGUCACCCGCGCUCCACAGCGCCACAAUCCUUGGCUUCAAUCUUUGCUACGUGUGACGCGGCACUACAACCCAACGACCAAGAUCUAUGUGAUUUUGGACAGAGAAGCGGUCGUCGAGGAUGCAGGCUUGCUGGAGCAACUGGCAAACCUACAAGUGGAAGUGCGUUUAAGCGCUGCUUACAUGUCGAAAAAUUCCGAUAUGGCCAGGCUUCGGCAGAGUGUGCCUGCUCAAUGGGCGGGCCAAGAAAACUACAGGUUCUGCACUUACGCAGCUGUGGCAAGCGAUGAAGGCAUUAAUCGUCUCAUGGCGAUUGACGCCGACAUGGCACUCUUCUCGUCGGUGGCAGACAUUGCGGCACCCUACACCGAGGACAUCGUCAGUGCCUGCUACCACACCAGUCAGUUUAUCAUCAUCAACAACAUCACAGCCCUGCACGGGCUCUGCGACUGGAUCAGCACCUACUACGCGCAGGACAUGGCAACGCUGCAGGCGUAUGCCCUCUUGAUUGGGCGCACUGCAGCCCAAUGGAAUACACUACAUGACAUGGAGUGGUUAAACCUGUACUUUCUCAAAACAAAUUCGACAAAGCACC
Messenger RNA from Astrephomene gubernaculifera, 818 nucleotides. The record is from the annotation of a GenBank genome assembly. Lineage: Eukaryota; Viridiplantae; Chlorophyta; Chlorophyceae; Chlamydomonadales; Astrephomenaceae.